GUGCGCUGUGUCCCUUGGACACAGUGGAUCACCGAUCCAUGGAAAGACCCGAAGAAGUCGGCUCGGUCAUGUGAUCAGCUGUGUCCAAUCACAGCUGAUCACAUGGCCCUAAUGAUCAGUGUGGCCCCAGAAGUGCCACUUGUCAGUGUCCAUCAGUGCCAGCUGUCAGUGCUGAACAGUGCCAUGUGCCAGUGCCCAUCAGUGCCACAUCAAUGCCACAUAUCAGUGCCCAUCUUUGCUGCCUUUCAGUGUCACCCAUCAGUGCCAGUUAGUGCCACCUAUCAAUGCCUAUCAGUGCUGCCAAUCAGAGCCACCUAUCAGUGCCAGCCAGUGCCGCCUAUCAGUGUGCAUCAGUGCUGCCUAUCAGUGUCCGUCAGUGCUGCCUAUCAGGGCCAGUCAGUGCCGCCUAACAGUGCCAGUCAGUGCCACCUAACA
This is a messenger RNA of Staurois parvus, 435 nucleotides long. Lineage: Eukaryota; Metazoa; Chordata; Amphibia; Anura; Ranidae. The record is from the annotation of a GenBank genome assembly.